AGGUUGAAGCUUGAAGCUGGUAGUAGUACCCAAAUAAACGUCUUUAAAUUUGCUUAUUUUUGCUAAAUUCAUUUUUUACAUCAUUUUUACUCCCAUCAAAAGAGAAUCCUUUUUUUCCAGAAGAAUCUCACUGAUAGCCAUUUUCUAUUUAUUCUUAGAAAUUGUAAGUUUGGCUGUUCUUGCCACUUUUUAUUCUAUUGCAUAAUUUUCGACUAAUAUUCUUCGAAAGAAGAAUUACGUCUUUGUAGUUUUUCAUUCUCUAGAAAUGUAUCAACCAAGCGAGGAACACAUAGAGCAGGCGAAGUUGGACGAGACAGAUGAGAGAUUAUCGGAGAUCCACAACAACAUCCAUCAUAUUGAAAGAAGAAUAAGACUAGCUGAUUCAGAGAAAAAAGUUGAUGUAGAAGCCUGCAAUGUGGAGAUGAAGAAAAAUGAUCUAGAAAUAAAACAGCUCAUGAUGCAAGUCAAAGAACUGGAAGUUAAACUUAUACGAUCUCAGAAAGCUGACGAAAAUGUAAUAGCUAAAGAAUGUCGAGAAAGAUCAAAAGAACUUGGAAACUUUAAAGGAAAAUCAGCUAAGAGAAUAAGAGAACUUGAGAAUGAACAGCAAAAAUUUAACAGGGAUAUUCUUGAGUGUGAGGUAGCACAGAACAAAUACAAAACGAUGAAAGAGCAGUUACAAACGAAUCAACUCUCUUAUCCAGUACUUCUGCUGAAUGUUGAAAGAGAAUACGAGUCUCAACAAGAAGACGCUAGUCUUUUAGAUAUAAGAGGAAUCGAAAAUCCUGAGACACUAACAUCAAAAGGAAUUGGCAACGGAGAUUUUGGAAUGAAAGAAACGACUCAUGAAGAUAAAAAAUCAAUACCGUUUAAUAUUAAAAUAGAUCAACCGGAAACAUUUGCAGCUUCUGAACAAGAAAUGGAACUACGAGAAAUGCAAGAGAGUUUCGAUAGAAUUAAAGAAGUGACGCAUGCAUCUGGCAUACAAGCAAGUCGAAACUUAUUUAAUUUGAUCAGUUUUCGUACUGUAUGUGUUUAAUCAAACAAUCACAGCAGCACGUAGUUAAUUUUAUUUUUGCCCUCAUUAAUUAUCGCUAGUUUAGUGUAAUCCAAAUAAAAAUAAAAAAUGCAACCAUUAAAUAUGAAAAGGAAGAAACUAUCCCCUCCAAAAAAAGUUUCUGUAAAACGGAAUUUAUUUCUAAAAAACAACGAUUAUUGCAAUUUUCAACUCAUUAUAAUUAAAGAGGCGUUCGAUUUGAUUAUGAAAA
Parasteatoda tepidariorum (common house spider) is the source of this 1268-nucleotide messenger RNA. The record is from RefSeq and is a predicted model, not a curated record. NCBI's taxonomy places the organism in Eukaryota, Metazoa, Arthropoda, Arachnida, Araneae, Theridiidae.